GUAUUAAACAGGCAGGGGCAGCAUGCUGAGCUCCUACCCUGGCACUUCCUGAACCUCCUAGCUUAUAAAUACCAAGGCAGGCCAGUGAAUCAGGAUGCAGUGAGCAGAACUCCUCAGACCAGCUGGGACUGCCCUCCAGAAAGAUGAGCAACUCCAGGACUGCCAUUUCAUUCUUUAUCCUCAUGGCUGUCCUUGGAUGCCAGGCUAAGCUCAUACACGAAACCAAAAGCGAAGACCAUCACUUUAAACCUCCCGUAGUGAGUCAAGGCUUUCAAGACUCUUCAGACUGCUGCUUCUCCUAUGCCUCACGGAUCCCGUGUUCAAAAUUUAUAUAUUAUUUUCCAACCAGUGGUGGGUGCAGCAAGCCAGGCAUCAUCUUUAUCAACAGGAAGAAGAACCAGAUCUGUGCUGACCCCAGUGAUUCGAGAGUUAAGGAUUGCAUAAAGACCCUAAAACAAGCCCCAAGACCUGGGAACACAGCCAUUGCUUGAAAAGGAAGACUAUAUUGCCAGCCACGUUCAUCUGUCUUCCCCAGUGACCAACUAGGAGGCUCUAAGCAUUUAUUUAAAUAUUUAAAGCAUCUAUUCUUCUAUUCUGGUUUAAAGCAGCCCAUGUGGUCAAGAGCAUUUGUAUGGAUUCAGCUUGAUAUGACUAAAGCCAUCUUGAGUUGUAACCACUGUGCUUGUCUCUGAGUGACUAUUGGAUUGACCUACAUAGUUUAUCGGCAGAUUAUAUAAAUGGGGGAACUAUUAGAGUGGUCUUUGGAGCUUUGGAAUGUGCCUGGUUCUGAUACUAUCUUAAGCCGGGUACAUCCAGCUGAUAUGAAAUGCAUUUGCCCUAGCCCAUCUAUAUGUCCAUGUUUUUCCUGCCACUCUAGAGCAGUAAGCACCCCCAAUAAAGUGCAGUCCAUGUA
Acomys russatus (golden spiny mouse) is the source of this 913-nucleotide messenger RNA. RefSeq names its product C-C motif chemokine 6-like. Gene Ontology annotation, cellular component: extracellular region. Lineage: Eukaryota; Metazoa; Chordata; Mammalia; Rodentia; Muridae. The transcript is spliced from 4 exons. The coding region runs from base 144 to 491 and encodes 115 amino acids. Gene Ontology annotation, biological process: inflammatory response; monocyte chemotaxis; immune response. The record is from RefSeq and is a predicted model, not a curated record. Gene Ontology annotation, molecular function: chemokine activity; CCR chemokine receptor binding.